AUUUAGAGGAACUCACCAAAGAACAAGAGAGGGAAAACGUUCAGUCAGCCUUUUGCCAACCGGAUGGCUGGAUGGCACCAGUGAAUCGGCGACGCAAUCGAUACAUUGGUUGCCUAAGCCAAGUGGUGCAUUGAGAGUUUGCGUGCAAUGUGCAGACCCCUCUUGCUUCGCUCGCGCAAGAGCUGACAAGAAAAGGACGGCGUCUACGUGGCAACAUGUGGUGCCACUCUUGCAAGGCAUCAUGAGUCAAGCAUGACCGGAUUUCAUCCAUUUGGUAUGUGACGAGGCAGCUGGCCCAUUGUUCGGGAAGUUAGCUCGUGAAGUUUUGUUCACUUGAUCAGGUGAGAUGUGGAUUUCACCUGUGGCCGAACACGGGCGCUUCCAGUUGAAUGCAUGCAAAUGUGGGAAGAAACGGUUCGCUUGUUUUCCCUACAGGUUUCCGUUGAAACUUUUCGGUCCAUGUCCGUCCAGGGCCAAAAGCCCCACAGGUGUCGUCAUGAAUCUCCACAGAGCUGGUGCCCCAUGGUUUUUGGUGUAGACUGCUGCCAUGUCCAUGCAUCAGCGUCGGCUCAUUGCUAUGAGCAAACUCAUUCGUGAGUUUCCAUUGCACUCUAGUGUUGCACACCGACAGCACACGAGUGCAAGGCCGUUGUUUUUGUCUCGCCUCGCUUUAGAGACCUUGUCGAUACCAGUGGUCCAGUAUGGUCCAGUGGUCCUGCAAUCUCAGAGACGCAGACGGUGUGCCGUAUGUAUUCAGAUCAAUUCAGAUAAAUAUUUACCUUAUUUAACCUUCACGAGGCACAGUAAUUCAAACUGAUUGUGGAACUGGAGCAGUUGAUGCUGAAACCUGAAUACUGUAUAUCGUUUGCGGACCACGUUGGACUGCAGCAAAACGAGGUGCCACAAAUACCAGAAAGCCUGACCCAGCCAAAAAUUAUCAAACAUAUAUAUAAUAACAUCGCGGCAAACAAAGUCAAGGUCCAGAAGGCCUUUGAACCGGCCAGGAGGCAUUGGUGAGGGAUGAUUUUGCUAAACCAAGAUUUCGGGGGGCGCAUUCUGCGGAACAAAGGACCGCCGCCCAGGUGUGUUCACCAGACAUCGACGGUGGAACAACCCAAUGUGCCGUCCAAUGGAGAUGUGUCAAUGAGUGGAAAUGGUGAGCAAGAGAAGAAGAGGGGGAAUGGCACCGAAGUGCCUGCGGCAAAGAUGAAGGAGCCCAAAAGCAAGGCCCUGGUGGCUGAGCAAGAGGUUGAGGUUCAAAAACCCAGGACCACAGUGAAGACAGAGGAUCCAAUGGAGCCAGAUUCAGGGCCGAGUGGAACGCAGCCGGUGGAGAGUCCCGGGUCGGCAGUCAGCCGCCCGAUCUCAACGGUAUGUCAGGUUUCGCAGCCGCAGCAAGUGCUGAGACAGGUGAAACUUUUGCUGACCCCUGUGGGAAAAGAACCAAUAUCACCGAGCGCCUUAAGAAAGUUGCUACGGAGCCCGGAGCCUUGGUACCAGGCAGUGGUUAAGUUGACACACUCACCGCAAGUUUUGCCAGGUGAUGCUACUGAUUUGCAACUCUUUGCGGCUGCAUUGCUUCUUCUCAAGGGCCACAUGUCCAGCAACCUGGCGGAGGCCUCUGCACUGUCUGCCUGUGAGGGAGCUGAGGCGCUGAAGCUCGCGCGCAGUCCUGAAGGCCAUGCGAUGGCUUGGCAGGAGCUACUUGCAGUCCUACCAGAACUGAGCCAAGUAUCUCCAAAGGCUGACUUCGAGGCCUUGUGCAAGAUUUCCGCUGAACAGCUGCUACCACGCUCCCGAGCAGAUCCAGUACGGCGUUUGGGACAGGCCUUGGUUCAGAUAGCCAUGCCCAGUCGCGAUCCUCCGCAGGAACCUCCCAGUCCAAAGUCAGAGGACAUGUCGGUGAAGAACGACAGCAUUCCACUUGGGAACCGCGAUGAUGCGGGCAAGUUGCGUCGCUGGUCGGAGAAGUCAAGCGGCGCCUACCAGGUGCGCCCCAAGGUGUCAAUGGCCCGCUCCAAGGAGCAGAUCGACUUGUCCAAGAUGAUUCGAAAGGAUCCUGCCUGGAAAGUGGCGCAGAAGACCGAAGAGGACGCGUCGGAAUCGGAGAUUGCGGAUGUGGAGGAUCUUUGAGGGGGCCCAUGGAGGCCAAUGAAUUCGUUUGGGCGCUGGCUGAUCACUUACAAGAUUUGCGGGCAUUUCCUGUCAGAUCAGAUGAUGUGCAACAUCCCGAUGCUCAAAACUCUUUGAAAGUGGAAGCGAUCUGUGAGAAUUGACAUGAAAUCGAUUGGAAAUGAUUUGAAUAUUGGAUGUUUGC
Messenger RNA from Durusdinium trenchii, 2317 nucleotides. Lineage: Eukaryota; Dinophyceae; Suessiales; Symbiodiniaceae. The record is from the annotation of a GenBank genome assembly.